Molecule: messenger RNA, 1902 nt
Organism: Protobothrops mucrosquamatus (brown spotted pit viper)
Lineage: Eukaryota; Metazoa; Chordata; Lepidosauria; Squamata; Viperidae
Product: integrin alpha-9
Exons: 16
Coding region: 214-1902 (562 amino acids)
Biological process (GO): cell-cell adhesion; integrin-mediated signaling pathway; cell adhesion mediated by integrin
Cellular component (GO): integrin complex; external side of plasma membrane
Molecular function (GO): integrin binding
Source: RefSeq, a predicted model, not a curated record
CCUUUUUUAUUGUUUGUGACGAAGAGCUGUUUGAAUGCUACAAGCUGCUGCUGCGGCGACGUUUUGUUCUCUGCUGCCUACCCUGCCUUCUCAAAGCCGAAGGGAAGGCGGCAGGCAGGCGGCCACGCAAACUUUCCGCUUCUCCAAAGCCAACAACCGCCCGAAAGGGCUUUUCUUAGUCGGCGUGCGAAGGCGCUCUUUGAAACCUAGAGAAUGGCUGGAUUUCCCUGGGAGGGCAAGCGGGGUGGAUUUAAAGUCCUAGUCGCGACGCUCUCCGUGGCCUUGGUUUAUUCCUAUAACAUCGAUCUGGAUCAUCCCGUGAUUUAUCAAGGACCCAAUAACUCUUUCUUCGGAUACUCGGUGCUAGAGCAUUACUACGACAAUACCCGAUGGGUCUUGGUUGGUGCCCCAAAGGCAGAUUCUAAGUACAGUGCUUCUCUUAAGUCCCCAGGAGCUGUAUUCAAAUGUCGGGUUCACACUAACCCUGAUAAGAGGUGCACAGAGCUGGAUAUGGGUCGAGCUAAUAUUCGAGGAACAUUCUGUGGAAAGACAUGUAAAGAAGACAGAGAUGAUGAAUGGAUGGGUGUCAGUUUGGCAAGACAGCCAACGGUUGGAGGAAGUAUAUUGGCUUGUGCCCAUCGUUGGAAAAAUGUCUACUAUGAAACUGAGUACAUCCUUCCUCAUGGUUUUUGCAACAUCAUCCCUCCAAACCUUGGAUUGAAUGGUAAAAAGUUAAUGCCUUGUUAUGAAGAAUAUAAGAAAAAAUAUGGUGAAGAACAUGGUUCAUGUCAGGCUGGAAUAGCAGGUUUCUUCACAGAGGAGUUGGUUAUCAUGGGAGCUCCAGGGUCUUACUAUUGGACAGGAACGAUCAAAGUCUUGAAUCUCACUGAUAAUACAUAUUUCAAACUGAAAGAUGAAUCUGUGAUAGCCAAGCGUUACAUAUAUCUAGGAUAUGCGGUGGCAGCAGGUCACUUCUCUCAGCUGAUGACCACGGACGUCGUUGGAGGAGCUCCCCAGGAUGGAGGCGUUGGAAAGGUGUACAUAUUCCGCACAGAUAGGAAUUCUGGCUCUUUGAUAAAAAUCUUUCAGGCUUCUGGUAAAAAGAUGGGCUCUUACUUUGGCUCCUCCUUAUGUGCAGUUGAUCUGAAUUCUGAUGGACUUUCAGACCUCCUGGUGGGAGCACCCAUGUUCUCUGAGAUUCGGGAUGAAGGUCAAGUCACUGUCUUCCUCAGCAGAGGAAAUGGAGUUAUGGAAGAGCAACGUGUUCUGAAUGGUGAUAAUGCCUACAACGCACACUUUGGGGAAAGCAUCGCAUCCCUUGGGGACAUUGAUGAUGAUGGAUUUCCAGAUGUUGCCAUUGGUGCUCCUAAAGAAGAUGACUAUGCAGGAGCAGUAUAUAUUUAUCAUGGAUACAUUGGGGGCAUCAUUCCUCGAUAUUCCAUGAAAAUAUCUGGAAGGAAGUUAAGUCCAAGGUUGCAGAUGUUUGGCCAGUCCAUUUCUGGAGGAAUUGAUAUGGAUGGAAAUGGUUAUCCAGAUGUGACAAUUGGUGCCUUUGUGUCAAACAAUGUAGUUCUUCUAAGAUCACGGCCUGUCAUUACGUUGGACAUUUCAAUUUUCCUGCCAGCGUCCAUUGACAUCACAGCUCCUCAGUGCCAUGAUGACUUACAACAAGUGAAUUGUCUAAAUGUCACUGCCUGCUUUAGGUUCAAAGGCAGACAUGUUCCAGGACUGAUAGAUUUGAAUUAUAAUUUGACAGCAGAUGUGGCAAAGAAAGAAAAAGGAUACCCAAUCAGGGUUUACUUCAUCUCUUCUGGAGAAGCAGCGGGCCAGAUCACAGAACAAUUGCAGCUCUCCUAUAUGCAGAAGAAAUGCUCAAACUACUUAGCGUUUGUAAAGGUAUAG